CGCGAGAGUUGGUUUUUUUUUCUAAGCUCUCCGCGCUCCUCCUUCCUCCCUCUUUCCGCCAUAUUGCUGAACCGGCACAGGCAUCAUGGUGCGCAUGAAUGUCCUCGCUGAUGCGCUGAAAAGCAUCAACAAUGCAGAGAAGCGUGGCAAGCGCCAGGUGCUCAUCAGGCCCUGCUCCAAAGUUAUUGUGCGUUUUCUUACUGUCAUGAUGAAGCAUGGUUACAUUGGUGAAUUUGAGAUCAUCGACGAUCACAGAGCUGGAAAAAUCGUUGUGAACCUCACAGGCAGGCUGAACAAGUGUGGCGUGAUCAGCCCCAGGUUUGAUGUGCAGUUGAAGGAUCUGGAGAAGUGGCAGAACAACCUUCUCCCAUCCAGACAGUUCGGGUUCAUUGUGUUGACGACUUCAGCUGGUAUCAUGGACCACGAAGAGGCCAGACGAAAACACACAGGAGGAAAAAUCCUAGGGUUCUUUUUCUAAAUGUAAAGGCACCAACAAAUAAAAGCCAUUUCCAGUGGAA
Molecule: messenger RNA, 518 nt
Organism: Trichomycterus rosablanca
Lineage: Eukaryota; Metazoa; Chordata; Actinopteri; Siluriformes; Trichomycteridae
Gene: rps15a
Product: ribosomal protein S15a
Exons: 5
Coding region: 86-478 (130 amino acids)
Biological process (GO): translation
Cellular component (GO): cytosolic small ribosomal subunit; ribosome
Molecular function (GO): structural constituent of ribosome
Source: RefSeq, a predicted model, not a curated record